ACUUGUUUCUUAGAUGUAAGUCGGAGACCUUUUCUUGGUGUCGGUUUUAAAGUGUCACAGCAUUCCUUAGUGGUCCGGGACCACGUGACACCGUUAAACCCGGAAGUAAUGUCACAACCGAUAGAUGUAGGGUCGUUGUUUUUAGGUGAAACAUGGAUGAGUAAACCUGGACAGUGACAUGACACUCAGAGCGGGAGGUGAGGUAAAACUUCAGCUAAGAUAAUGUAUCGAGAAACGCUUCUCUGCGGCAGCUACGUUCAGGUUGUUCUGCUCGGGUUGUUCUGCUGCAGUUGUGGGCUGGUCCCAGAUGUUUCUGCCUGUAAACAAGAACCGGAGACCCCGGACUGGAGGAUGACUCUGAGAACCAUCCGGAACGGGAUUCACAAAAUCGACACGUACCUGAACGUAGCACUGGACCUGUUCGGUGGAUAUGACGGACUCUGUCGUUACAGAUGCAGUGAUGGAUACAAGCCGAUGCCUCGUCCCGGCUACAGGCAUCCCCCACCCAAUGGAUGUGGUUCCCCGCUUUUUGGAUUUCAGUUUGAUUUGGGAAUCCCCUCCAUGACCAAAUGCUGCAACCAGCACGACCGCUGCUAUGACACCUGUGGUCGAGAGAAGCAUGACUGCGAUGAGCAGUUCCAGGACUGUCUGGAGACCAUUUGCAGGAAUGUGCAAAGGACUCUUGGAUUGGCCCAGAGUGUCCAAGCAUGUGAGUCUGCAGUGACCCUCCUGUUCGAUGCCGUCAUGCACCUGGGCUGCAAGCCGUACCUGGACAGUCAGCGGGAGGCCUGUGUGUGUCAGUAUGAGGUGAAGAAGGAGCUGUGACCGCACGGCAGACACAGAGACUCUGAAAUCUGGACGCCAGGAAUAAACUUUUCUUAAAACACUUAGAUUUUCUCAGGGACUAGAACUACUAGAGCUAAACUGUGCAAUGCAAAGUGAAUGUAAAAAAAUUCUUGUUUCUUUUAGGUGGUAGCUAAUAUUUGUCCCUAUGCAAUCCACUAUUUAUAGGUUUUGGUAAAUACUGUUUCAUUGAAGGUCCUGUGAUGGAAUGAAAACUGGUUCAGAUUUCAUUCAUGCUUUGACAUGACGCAAUAUUUUAACAAACAGCACAAAUAAAAGAGGUUUUUUACAAUGUUCAAGGGUCAGCUUACAAUCCAACACUAAGCAAUAAAGCACACAUCAGCAUUCUGCAACA
Girardinichthys multiradiatus is the source of this 1198-nucleotide messenger RNA. RefSeq names its product phospholipase A2, group XIIA (gene pla2g12a). The record is from RefSeq and is a predicted model, not a curated record. Gene Ontology annotation, molecular function: calcium ion binding; A2-type glycerophospholipase activity. The transcript has 4 exons. The coding region runs from base 223 to 825 and encodes 200 amino acids. Gene Ontology annotation, cellular component: extracellular region. Gene Ontology annotation, biological process: phospholipid metabolic process; arachidonate secretion; lipid catabolic process. Lineage: Eukaryota; Metazoa; Chordata; Actinopteri; Cyprinodontiformes; Goodeidae.